UGUCUCUGCGGUGAGCUCGUCGGUCGUGAGCAGGUGUGAAUACAAAACAUUGUUAUAAUAUUUUAAUUAUUGUUUUAUUUUAUUGAAAUAUUUUCUUUAUAACCGUUACGUUUUUAUAUCUGUAUAAUUUUUACAUGUUAAAGAUAUGUAGAACGGUUAGUGUUUUUUAUUUUAACUAUAAUAUUCUGUUGAAGUAAUAUUAUUAUUCAAUUUGUGAUUGUGUGUAUGAUUUACUACUGUGUGGUUUUUGUUUUAUAGUAAUAAUAAUUAAAAUAAAUAUCAUCAGUUAUUGACAUUUGAGAUCAAUGUUUGAUAUAUAACAUAAUUUAUUAAUUUCGAACACACCAAGCUGAUUUUACUACAAUGCCAGCUGAAGAUGAUUCUUCCCUUUUGUCAGACAUCUGUAUUGGUUGUGACUGGCUUGCUGCUGAACUAUCAUCUAGUAACAAAUCUCAGAUGUUGAUAUUGGACUGUCGCAGUUCAAUGGAUUUCUCUGACUGUCACAUACGUGAUGCUGUCAAUUUCAGUAUACCAACCAUAAUGUUAAGGAGAUUAGCUGCUGGUAAAAUUGAUUUAGCAUCUACGGUCAAGUGUUCAGAUCUUAGAGAACAAAUAGUGAAUGCAUACAAGCAAAGUAUAUUUAUUCUAUAUGGUGAUGAAUGUUUAAAAGAUCGUAAAAAUACUUCACCAGAGUCUGAUACGAUGAUUGUGUUGGCUAAGAGAUUGCUUAAAGAUGGAUGUAAAGUGCACUGUUUGGAUGAGAGAUUUGAUAUCUUCCAGCAGUCUUACCCCGAAUGGUGCGAGUCGUUCUUGGAACGAUGUGCCCGAGCUAACGACGACAUGACCGGUUACAUCGGCGACACCGACACCCUAAUGGGACUUCGGUCGUUGCACAUCACCCCGUCGUUGGUACCUCUCACCCGAAACGCCCGCCGUCAGCACCAACUCAUGUCUGCGUUGAGCACGUCACCCGAGAGCUCCGGCGGGUCUGACAUUGACAGCUUGUCGGACGUAGACAGCUCUAGUUCAAUAUUGGGCUUCGACGAAGACCGCGACUUCCCCGUCGAGAUACUACCUGACCUAUUCUUAGGUAACGCAGCCAACUCCGAAGACUUGGAAUGGCUGAAGAAACACAGGAUAGAAUACAUACUUAACGUGACGUCGGAUUUGCCGAAUACGUUUGAAGAACAAGGGUCCAUAAAGUACAUGCAGAUACCAAUAUCCGAUCACAUCGGACAAAAUCUUGCCGGCUUUUUCCCUCAAGCAAUAGAAUUCAUAGAUAACGGUCGAUCACAACAGAAAGGUGUUCUUGUGCACUGUCUUGCUGGCAUAUCACGUUCAGUUACUGUCAUGCUAGCGUAUCUGAUGGCUCAUCGGCAGCUUACUUUGAAUGAGGCAUAUAAUAUGGUCUUGAAACGAAAAACCAACAUAGAUCCAAACUUCCAUUUUAUGCAGCAGCUACACUCCUUUGAAAAACAGUUACUUGAUGCAAGAACUCAGCCAAAACAAAUAACCAGUACACCAGCAUCAUCUGCGUCCAGCUACUUAAGUCCAUUGUCAACGGCCGUACAAAGCCCUGAUAGUGGCAUAGAAUUUGAUAGGUGGACCCCGGGUACUGGAGGAUGAGAAACGUUUGAGGGUGAUCAGCAAUCGCCCCAAACAAAGUAUUGCUUUUGACAAGUGCCUUUUCAUUUAUAAUUGUCCUAUCACUUUCAUUUCCUAAAUUUUUAUUUUAUAUAGAUCUUAAGAUAUUUAAAUGCUGUUAAGUUGUAUAGGAAUACAUAUUAUAGUGUUUUUUAAUGUCA
Molecule: messenger RNA, 1805 nt
Organism: Daktulosphaira vitifoliae (grape phylloxera)
Lineage: Eukaryota; Metazoa; Arthropoda; Insecta; Hemiptera; Phylloxeridae
Gene: Mkp3
Product: dual specificity protein phosphatase Mpk3
Exons: 4
Coding region: 364-1626 (420 amino acids)
Biological process (GO): negative regulation of MAPK cascade; protein dephosphorylation
Cellular component (GO): cytoplasm; cytosol
Molecular function (GO): protein tyrosine/threonine phosphatase activity; MAP kinase tyrosine/serine/threonine phosphatase activity
Source: RefSeq, a predicted model, not a curated record